Molecule: messenger RNA, 224 nt
Organism: Leptosomus discolor (cuckoo roller)
Lineage: Eukaryota; Metazoa; Chordata; Aves; Leptosomiformes; Leptosomidae
Source: RefSeq, a predicted model, not a curated record
CUCCGCUCCCUGCCUGGGCGGCUUCUGGGCCGGCACGUUUUGGGGCAACCGAGCCCGCAGCGUGGCUACCGUGGGGACUCCCCGACCGACUCGGGGAAGGACUUGCUGGAGAUCCCCUUGCCCCCCUGGCAGGAACGUCCCGACGAGCCGCUGGAGACCAAGAGAGCCCGGCUGCUGUAUGAGAGCCGAAAGAGAGGGAUGCUGGAGAACUGCAUCCUGCUCAG